AUGCACCAGGCCCUGCUGCUCAUGAAGUCCUGUGGUGUCACCAUUAAGAAGCCUGUGACUUAUUUGAAGGAAGGUUUAAGCCAUGAACAGGACCCAGUGCCAGGGUAUGUUCUUGAUGACCAGUACGUCAGCUCGGUAGGAACCAAGUUUCCGGUCAAGUGGUCAGCCCCAGAGGUGUUUCACUACUUCAAGUACAGCAGCAAGUCCGACGUGUGGGCGUUUGGGAUCCUGAUGUGGGAAGUGUUCAGCCUGGGGAAGCAGCCGUAUGACUUGUAUGACAACUCCCAGGUGGUUGUGAAGGUCUCCCAGGGCCACAGACUCUACCGGCCCCAACUGGCAUCGGACACCAUCUACCAGAUCAUGUACAGCUGCUGGCACGAGCUUCCAGAAAAGCGUCCCACAUUUCAGCAACUCCUAGCUUCCAUUGAACCACUUCGGGAAAAAGACAAACCUUGAAGAAGAAAUCAGGAGAUCUGAUGAGAACGAAUGUAAAUGCUGGCCAACAUUUUCAUUCCUUUUAAGGAAAGUAGCAAGACGCAGACAAUGUAAUUUAGCUAGUUCUUCUUAAUAGCGUUCUGUGUGCUGUUUGCCUGUUGUAUUAUCUCGAAGUUGAACAAGGUAAGAAACAAAAGAGUUCCUUGAAAUUUAGGUCAAAUUAGUAAUUCUGUGUAUGCUGCUCUUAAUAUUAUUACACUUCCCAGCCUAUAGCAGAAGCACAUCUUCUGAUUGUGGUAGACAGAGGGUGUACCAUUUGUAAAGACUGCAUCGAAUUAAAAAAUUCUUUGUUGGAUAUUUGUUCUUUUCCUUAUAUUGUCACUAUCCUGAUAAUUAAAUAUGCUAUUAACAAGUA
Messenger RNA from Leptonychotes weddellii (Weddell seal), 850 nucleotides. The record is from RefSeq and is a predicted model, not a curated record. Lineage: Eukaryota; Metazoa; Chordata; Mammalia; Carnivora; Phocidae.